Molecule: messenger RNA, 3351 nt
Organism: Tremella mesenterica DSM 1558
Lineage: Eukaryota; Fungi; Basidiomycota; Tremellomycetes; Tremellales; Tremellaceae
Exons: 9
Coding region: 1-3351 (1116 amino acids)
Source: RefSeq, a predicted model, not a curated record
AUGAUCCCCUCCCCUCGAAGGACUGUCUCUACACCUACUGCGCCUACUACCUGGCCUGAUAUUGACGAUGAUGAUGGUUGGCAAGAUAUGCCCGUCGUCCGGUCCGACGAUAACCCUUUCGGAUUAGAUACAGAUGACCAAAAACGUUAUCACUAUCGACCUCCUGCUCGACUGGAUGCUUCAACCUCUUCUCCCUCCUCAACACCCAUUAUUGGAUCCACGUCAAAUGCUACGGGCGCUCAUCUUGAGGUGGAUGCCGAUACACUUCUCACCGAAUCUUGGCGUGAUAAGAUAGCUCAAGAUGAAUCCGAGUACACCCGUCUUCGAUUGGAUGAAGAUGAAGAAUCGGAGGAGGUUCAUAUGCGUACGAGAUAUCUCUUCAAUGAAGAAAAGGCUAUGACCCCUCUCAGUCAGAUGCAGGCCACCAAGGAGUUACUCACUGAAGGACAGAGAAUUGCUUAUGUGGGACUAUGUCAUUUGAUCGCAAGACGUAUGGUCAGAGACGCUGGCAGAGGUUGGGAGGGAGUCAAGGUCAAAGGGAAAGGAAAGGGAAAAGAGGUUCCGGUUGUGGAGAGUGCAAACGUUUGGAUGAUGAAGAUCAUGGCUAGGUUAUAUCAGCAUAUGGAGUUGGAAAGAGAGGAACAACGAAUGAUCGAAAGUCUCGCAGAGCACGGAGUCGACCCGCGAGAUCUUGUUCCAGCACUCAUGACCACCCAUACCGUCAAGAAUCCAGAAUUCGAUCCGGUGGCGAAGAAAAAGGCUGAAAUGGCCGCCGAGAAGAUUGACGAAGAAAAUUCAGAUACUGAGACUGAAGUUCCCCCUCCACCAUACCAGGAGAAAGCAGACGAGCAUAUCGAUGACCCCUCGUCCCCUUCGUCAAUAGACCCAACAACCAUCCCAUUACCGGCGACGUCUCCUGAGCCAUCCUCUCCUUCACCUGUAUCUCACAUCGGCAAGUCUAUCGAUCCCUUCGGGGACGAUUCGGACGCAAUCUCCAUACCCUCUGCAAGCAGCUCGAUUCCCCCAACUACUUUCUCACGGCUUUCAAUAUCCGAUCCAGAUCCUGGCACAGAUGACGAAGGCGAUAUUGGCACAUCCCUCUCUACAUCUAGACCCCAGGGGCAGUCAAGUACUUAUAAAGUUGAGGAGUCCACUGAGGUCAAGGGAGCCAUGACAGAAGAGCAACAACCAAGUGAACUCCUUCACGUUUCGGAGCAUAUCGAGAAACCGCCGCAAGACAAUAACAACGAUCCGACGGAAAUGGUAGAGAAUGCUAUGCCGUCCUUGCCAGGUGUUUCGACUCAUUUGUCUAAUACCGAUGAGACAGUCACACUCGAUAUCCGAUGGACAGUGUUAUGCGAUCUAUUCCUCGUUCUCAUAGCCGAUUCAGUAUAUGAUGCCCGUUCUCGGGCUUUCCUAGAGAGAAUAGCUACUGCCUUAGGAUUUGGCUGGCUCGAUGCGGUGCGUUUCGAAAAUCGAGUGACAAAUGCUCUAGAAAUCGAAGAAUCAUUGGAGAAGACAGAGCAGAAGGGGAUCAUAGAAGGACGGAGAAAAGCGGCGUUAAGGAAACGGUAUGCUAUGAUGGGUCUUGCUGCUGUCGGUGGAGGUCUGGUCAUUGGACUUUCGGCAGGUUUAUUGGCACCCAUCAUCGGAGCUGGACUCGGAGCGGCACUUGGGACGAUAGGUGUGACGGGUACCACUGGAUUCUUGGCAGGUGCGGGAGGAGCAGCGGUCAUCACCACCGGAGGAGUCUUGACAGGUGCUAAUAUAGCCGGCAAGGGGAUGGCCAGACGGACCAGGGAGGUCAGACGAUUCGAGUUUAAGCCGUUGCACAACAACAAGCGGGUUUGUUGCUAUGUCACGGUAGGAGGAUUCAUGGCGAGUAAAGUGGACGACGUCCGAUUACCAUUCUCAGUCUUGGAUCCCGUCGUUGGUGAUGUUCUCUCAGUUCUGUGGGAACCGGAGAUGAUGGCGGAGAUGGGAAGCGCCUUGAAAAUUCUCACUUCGGAAAUCCUGACUCAGGUGGGACAACAAGUCUUACAGGCGACUGUGAUGACUGCAUUGAUGAGUGCUCUACAAUGGCCCAUCAUUUUGACCAAACUCGGCUACCUCAUUGACAACCCCUGGUCCAACGCUCUUGAUCGCUCCCGAGCCGCUGGUCUCGUAUUGGCCGAUACGAUCAUACAUCGUCAUGCUGGUGUUCGUCCCGUCUCCCUGAUCGGUUUCUCCCUUGGCGCACGGGCAAUCUUCUACUGUCUCGUCGAACUCGCCAAACAUAAAGCCUUCGGUCUUGUCCAAGAUGUUUUCGUAUUCGGAAUGACGGUUACGGCUUCGCGUCAAACAUGGCUCGAUGUACGUUCUGUCGUCGCUGGAAGAUUCGUCAACGCCUUUGCUACGAAUGAUUGGAUGUUGGGUUAUCUGUUCAGAGCCACAUCAGGUGGGUUGAACACCGUGGCGGGAUUGAGACCGGUGGAGACCAUUCCAGGACUUGAGAAUGUGGAAGUGACCGAUGUGAUAACGGGACAUAUGAGUUAUCGGAGCUGUAUGCCUCAACUACUGGCCAAGGUCGGAUUUCCGGUGACGGCGGAUUAUUUCGAUGAACCUGCUGACCCCGAAGUCGACAUGAGCGUACAAGAACGAACGAUAGUACGAGAAGCCGAAGAAGAAGAAGAAGCCAAUCCGACCAGAAAGAAGAUCCUAGGAAUCUUUCCCAGACAAUCGAAACGUUCUGCAUCUGGAGUCAAGACUCCAACGACCACUUCCAACUCUGAGAAAGCCGCCGUGGCAGGGGGUGUUGUUCCUAUUCCAUCAUCUCCUGGAGACGAUGAUGCUCUACCUCCUCGAGAAGAUGAAGGUGACAUCGGAUUGGCUUCAACCUCUGCGGCUCGUUCUCAAGAAUCUCUAGCAACGGAAGAAGACGCUGAAGUUCGGGGUAUACCCAAGACUGCCGGAUUUGACUUUGCUGCUAUCUCUCGAGAAUUGGGCAAAGAUGUCAAAGUCGAUUCUUUACCAACACCAUCUCCCUCUAUCUCUAUUUCCCCAAUCUUUCAACCGACACCCGAGCGGACAGGUUCAGCCCCACCCAUCACUUCAUCUUUCAAAUCAUCCUUUAAUUUUGGCUUCAACGCAUGGACCGCCCCAAAUUCCGUUUCUACAGAUGCCAAGGUUGCUGUACCGAUGCGAUCUGCACCUCCCGCUAGACCCCACCCGCCAGAAUUGAUGGCUAAUCCAUUCGCAAACAAUUCAACUUUAGACAUCAAAGAUACUUCUGGGGGUUCAGUGACAUGGGAUAAAAAGUUGUCUGGAGUGAACGGAGUAGACGAACAAUGGGCAGAGAAGAACCCUUGGUGA